GCGAAGUUAGUGCUUUCACUUGUACAAGACCAAUCUGUGCAUUUCCGAGGUUUCUAGCUAGGGUUUUUUAUUUCUCUACUUUCAUCUUCAUUCUCUCUCUUCAUUUUUUUUCUUUUUAUUUCCCCAAAAAAGAAUAAAAUAAAAUGACGAAAUUCAGGAAGCUUAAUCGACCCACGGGUCAUCGUAUGUCCAUGCUCAGAACAAUGGUUUCCCAGUUGGUAAAGCACGAGCGCAUUGAAACUACUGUUGCCAAGGCGAAGGAGAUUCGACGACUUGCGGAUAACAUGGUACAGCUUGGGAAAGAGGGUUCACUUUCUGCUGCAAGGCAUGCUGCUGCUUUUGUGCGAGGGGAUGAUGUCAUUCACAAGCUAUUUACUGAACUGGCAUAUCGAUACAAAGAUAGAGCAGGUGGAUAUACAAGACUGCUUCGAACUCGCAUUCGAGUUGGUGAUGCUGCACCAAUGGCCUAUAUAGAGUUUAUUGACAGAGAAAAUGAGCUUAGACAGUCAAAGCCACCAACUCCUCAGCCACCGCAGAGACCUCCCCUUGAUCCUUGGACAAGAUCCCGUCUUAGUAGGCAGUUUGCACCCCCUAAAGAGGAGAAAAGCUCUGAAUCUGAGAUAUAAAUCAUGAGCCCUUUUUCUCAGUGUUCUAUCAAUUUUUCAGAUACAGCAUUUGUGGAUUAUCCUGAUGCAGCAGAAAUAAGCAUGCUGGGCAGAGUAUAUGUCAAUAUGGCAUCCCAUGUCUUACCUGCGUCUUGGGGGAAGGUCCUGUAAGCAUGGAAUAAAGUAUUACUUUUGUUUUUUUAAUAAUUAUGUGAAAUGAUUUUAAAUGUUGUUAAAAUUGAAUGCAUUCUCGGUUUUAGUAUCUACCCUUACAGUUCAGUGCGAUGAGUUCUGGCAGUUUGUUAAUCCGUAGUAAAACAUGUCGGGGCAACUCCUUGUUUUUAUGCUAUAAUUGUUUCUGGAUGUGCAGGAAAAUAUGAUCCUGCCCUGGUGUCGGACUAUUGACCCUCUUUUCGUUGUGUUUUGAGGUCUUUGCUUGGUCUGAAAUUCUAAGUUUUGGCCUCAUCCAUUUCUUCAGCCUGCGUCUGGCGACAUUGGCUUUAGUUAGACUGAUGAAGUGAGAAUUGCAUCAGAAUUGCGUCCGAAUAUUUGGCUCUAUGGUUGGUGUUUAUUGUAUUCUUUUACAAAGUGCCGAGCUGGAAAUUUACCAGCACUCAAAAAUUUAAAAAGAAAAAAAAGAUAAAAUGAGAGUCAGGGAUCAGUGUUGUUGAAUGCAAAAGGCUGCUAUGUUGGUUCUUUUCUUUUGGAUUUUGGACGGGAUUACUGACACCCAAGCAAGGGCUGCAGCCUGACUCAGGCGCUUGUCUCCAACCACUUGAGGAAAUCUAAAUUGGGAAGCAAGCAAUUUAACAUUUUUCCAUGCAAAAAGAAAAGGGAGUGGCAACAGAGCAACAUGUCGGCGGUGACUUAAGAUACAACAAGUGAGGAAAUUCAUCACUUAUCCAAACAAAUUAAGUUUCCAGAUCCUACUCUUCCAAAGCAUUCAUAUUUGACUCUCAAAUUAGCCUCGGAAGUGUUCUCCAAUUUGACCCAAAAAGCAAUAAAUUUUCAAUCUCCAAUUCUCUCGGCUAUCAUACAGGAGUAGGCCUUAUUAAUGAAGACUGUUCAUUAUUAAUAUGUCUUAAAAUGUUACGCUCGGUUGUCU
Messenger RNA from Durio zibethinus, 1710 nucleotides. RefSeq lists its product as uncharacterized. The record is from RefSeq and is a predicted model, not a curated record. Gene Ontology annotation, biological process: translation. Gene Ontology annotation, cellular component: cytosolic large ribosomal subunit; ribosome. NCBI's taxonomy places the organism in Eukaryota, Viridiplantae, Streptophyta, Magnoliopsida, Malvales, Malvaceae. Gene Ontology annotation, molecular function: structural constituent of ribosome.